UGCAGAGGGGCGGGACAUGUAGAGGUAAAUGCGCAUGUUGUUUGUGCGCACAGGUGAGCUGCUCACUCUCGCUGGAGUGCGGAUCGGGGACAACAUGGGCAAACUUCAGGAGUUUAACAUCACGUUUGACAAAAACAAAGACGUGUACAAUCCGGGGGAGUCCAUCACCGGGAACGUGAGCAUCAAAUUGGGCCAGCUGCUGCAGUGUAAAGCCAUCAAAGUGAACUGCAACGGUUUCUGUGGCAUCACCAGUAAGGUAAAUGACACGGCAUGGACUGUGGAGGAACAGUACUUCAACAGCACCAUCUCUGUUGCAGACAAAGGAACCCUGAAAGAGGGAGAACACACCUUUCCCUUCAAGUUUCUCAUACCAGAGACUGCCCCGACAUCUUUUGAAGGAAACUAUGGAAGGAUCAUUUACAGAGUGAGAGUGUUUAUCGACACCCCCCGCUUCUCCAAGGACUACAACACAGAGAAACCUUUCUACCUGCUGCGCCUUCUGAACCUGAACGAAGUGCCCGACAUAUGGGAGCCCAGUACUUCUGCAGUGACACAGCAGUUCACCUACAUGCUGGUGAAAACGGGGACAGUGGUCCUGAAGGCACAGACGGACAUGAAGGGUUACACACAAGGCCAGAUCAUCAAGGUGUUGGCCCAAAUCCACAACCAGUCUGGGAAAUCCACAGGCAACAUGGCGGCCAGUCUGAUGCAGAGAGUGACCUAUGAGACUAAGAGGCCCACCCACGAUGUGAGGACCAUAGCGGAGGUAGAGGGCGGUGUGGUGAAGGCUGGCAAGGAGUCGGAGUGGAAGGAGCAGAUCAUCGUCCCUCCUCUUCCUCAGUCGUCCCUCAUUGGCUGUGAACUUAUAAAGAUGGACUAUUAUGUCAAAGUGUGUCUGAAGUCUCCAGACGUCAUGUUGAUGUUGCCCAUCCACAUCGGGAACAUCUCUCUGGACAAAAAGCUGCGCUCUUCUAAGAAAGCAUCCGCUGCCUGUUCUGCUGCAGCUGAAGACACACAAGCAUCUGCGUCCCCCCCCUCCGACAGCACCACCAACCCCAAUCUGCCCCCUCGCCCUGCCCCCAAACCUGGCCCGCGUCCCACCCCUCGCUCCAGGGCAUCCUCCCAUAAUCCCCCCAGUGCUCCUCCUGCUGAUUUACCCCAGGGAGCCGAGGGGGGGACUCCCAUGAACGAUGGCUUCCCCAACAAGCGCCAGUCGCAGCUGGUGUCUCCCAAUGCUUUCAGCUACGCUCCGGGCCUCUUUUUCGGCGGGAACCAGCAGCACAACGGGCCCAGCACAGUACCCCCUGGGUCCACGGGGGCUACAGCACCUUACCCCACUGAGAACAGUGCCAGCUUAAUGCCAACACCACUCAUCCUGCCUCCGGACUACGGCGCCUCAGCUUAUCCACAAGAGGCUCCUCCUUCCUAUGAUGACAGCUACAACACAUGAAAAGGAUGAAGAUGCAGCAACCACCAGGGAACCAUCGAUUCACUUUGAUACCAAACAGAAUGUCUUCUUGCUGUUUUAGACCAGAGGGAAAUAAUAUCACCUGGUGUAAUAAGGGUUUUCUAAAUGUCAGGUUAUAAGCAUUUUUGAAUUAUAAUGAAAGGGGACCCUGCUGCCCAGUGAACAAAUACCUUUAAUAAUCUAACCAGGUUAUUCUUCCUUCAGCCAAUCAACACUGUCUGUCAUUUUUGGUAUACUUUUGCACUUUGAAUGGGAAUCUACAGAUUUUAUUUGCUGUUAGAGUCAUGUUUUUAGCUGUGGGUUAUUUAGAAGUCCCUCAGAUGGCCUCUGUGAUGUCAAGUUCGGAAGUUUUAUGUAGGAAAACCUGUGCAAAACAUACACCUCAAUAAGUCUAAUAUCCUCAUGUUUUUCAGAAGAAAUAUCAUUUAAUUUUUGUUUCAAUAAGACUGGAUCAAAGGGUUUGAUUGAAAAUAUAUUUGUAUUUGCUUUUGAUCUGGAGUUUUCUAUGUUAUGCUGAUAUGGAUAUUCCAGAUAUCACUCUUGUCUAAAUAUAUCUUCAUAGGGAUAUAAUGCGUGAUCCAGUUUGGCCUUUUAAGAUUCUUUUUUACUAUUGUGCCUUCACACUGUGUUGUCAUGCAGUUGUGUUGUGAUUGUGUUGGUUGUGUACACACCAGACAUACACUUUAAAUGUAUUUUAACAUCACUGUGAUUUCAGGUUGCAUUAGCAGUUCUUGACGUAGUUCCCAUCAUGUGUCUUGAUAAGUUUUUAUAUUACAUUUUAAUAUUUCUUGAUAACGCUAAAUCCUUCACACAUAUAUAAGACAACAUUAUAUUUAUUUAUUGUCUGUGUUCUAAACUGCCGUGUGGAUUUCAAUAAAUCUGUUAAAACCA
This is a messenger RNA of Eleginops maclovinus (Patagonian blennie), 2359 nucleotides long. RefSeq names its product arrestin domain containing 1a (gene arrdc1a). Lineage: Eukaryota; Metazoa; Chordata; Actinopteri; Perciformes; Eleginopidae. Bases 29 to 1450 code for a protein of 473 amino acids. Gene Ontology annotation, cellular component: cytoplasm. Gene Ontology annotation, biological process: protein transport. The record is from RefSeq and is a predicted model, not a curated record. Gene Ontology annotation, molecular function: ubiquitin protein ligase binding; ubiquitin-like ligase-substrate adaptor activity. The transcript has 8 exons.